GUUAAGGGAAAACUAAAGCAGUAAUCAAUGGAGAUAUCUGCAGAAAAAGAGCACCCCAGGGAGGCAUUUGGUUGGGCAGCAAGAGACCCAUCUGGUGUUCUUUCUCCAUUUCAUUUCUACAGAAGAAAUCCAACUGCAAAAGAUGUUUGCAUUAAAAUCAUAUACUGUGGUAUCUGCCAUUCUGAUCUUCAUUUCUGCAGAAAUGAAUGGAAAUUCUCUGUAUAUCCUCUUGUUCCUGGGCAUGAGAUUGUGGGGAUAGUAACAGAGAUUGGAAAUGAAGUUCAGAAGUUCAAAGUGGGAGACAAAGUGGGAGUUGGUUGUGUGGUAGGAGGUUGUGAUACUUGUCAUCAAUGCACUAAUGACUUGGAGAAUUACUGUGAUAAAACAAUCCUAACAUACAACUAUAUAUACCAUGAUGGCACUAGAACAUAUGGUGGAUUUUCCGAUGAAAUAGUUGUUGAAGAGCAUUAUGUUCUUCGGUUUCCCGACCGGCUGCCAAUGGAUGGCGCAGCACCAUUGUUCUGUGCCGGGAUUACCGUUUAUAGUCCUCUUAAAUAUUAUGGUCUUGAUAAGCCUGGAUUGCAUAUUGGUGUUGUUGGUCUUGGUGGUCUUGGCCAUUUGGCUGUUAAGUUUGCCAAAGCACUGGGUGUUAGAGUCACUGUGAUUAGUACUUCUCCAAGAAAGCAGAAAGAAGCCAUUGAUUCUCUUGGUGCUGAUGCUUUUCUUGUUAGCACUGAUGAACUUCAAAUGAAGGAUGCAAUGGGGAGCAUGGAUGGAAUAAUAGAUACAGUGUCAGCAACACAUGCAUUGAUGCCAUUGAUUGAUUUGUUGAAGAAGCAUGGGAAGCUGGUCAUGGUGGGAGCUCCUGAGAAGCCAUUGGAGAUUGAAAUGUUUCCUCUUCUUACUGGAAGAAAGCAAGUGGUGGGGAGUUGCACAGGAGGAAUUAAGGAGACACAGGAGAUGCUUGAUUUUGCUGCAGAACAUGGUAUAACUGCAGACAUUGAAGUUAUUCCCAUGAGUUAUGUGAAUACAGCCAUGGAAAGGCUUUUGAAGGGAGAUAUCAAGUAUCGAUUCGUCAUUGAUAUCGCAAAUACAUUGAACUCAAAUUAAUUAACUUGUAUGAUGUUCUCAGUGUUUGACUUUUCAUGAGUACUCAAUAAAAUGAACUUUGAUUACUGUCAAGAUU
Messenger RNA from Dioscorea cayenensis subsp. rotundata (Guinea yam), 1186 nucleotides. RefSeq names its product probable mannitol dehydrogenase. The coding region runs from base 28 to 1110 and encodes 360 amino acids. Gene Ontology annotation, molecular function: zinc ion binding; cinnamyl-alcohol dehydrogenase activity. The transcript is spliced from 5 exons. Gene Ontology annotation, biological process: lignin biosynthetic process. NCBI's taxonomy places the organism in Eukaryota, Viridiplantae, Streptophyta, Magnoliopsida, Dioscoreales, Dioscoreaceae. The record is from RefSeq and is a predicted model, not a curated record.